This is a messenger RNA of Nezara viridula (southern green stink bug), 888 nucleotides long. The record is from the annotation of a GenBank genome assembly. Lineage: Eukaryota; Metazoa; Arthropoda; Insecta; Hemiptera; Pentatomidae.
GCGCAAUUUUGAUGCGUGACCUGGGCGCCAUUUUCGAUUGUUACGUAUAUUCUGAAAGCACUCUUGUUUCUUCACAAUUUUUGCAACGUUUUCAAUGAAAUUUCAAUGUCAAGUAGUGAAUGGGUUAAUGUUCCGAAGAAAAUUAUUUGAAAAUAACAAGAGUACCUUAAGAUUUGAUUUUUUAAAAUUAUUAUACAUUUAAAAAAAUAAGGCGUAGAUUUCCUAUACAGGCAAUCCCAUUUUCAAUUUUUGUAAUUUAUUUAUUUUUUAAAUUAAAUUAAUGAGUUGAAAGAAUUUUCUAGAAAAAAUAGUUCUCGCUCUGAUUUCACAAUACAGUUUCGUAAUGACCUCGCCGAGUAUUGUAUGUAAACCUCAAUGUGUUUCGUUUUGGAAUAGAGAAAUGCGGUUAGGUUUUUGUUCCAAUGUGUUACAAUGCCUCGAAGCAAAAAACAGAAUCGCAGAGCAUAUGCAUUACUUGUUGAGAGGAUUCGAUGUCUGAUUCAUACAGCAUUGGCUUAUCGUAUGACUCCUUUGAAUGGAACAGAUAGAGAAGGUAGGAGCACACGUGACAGACAGGAUGGCCGUAAGUGGUAUCUAACAUCUCUGCCGAGGAAGAGGAAAUGUGGUCAUGAUCUGGAAGACUGGACAGGCCCAGGCAACCUACCGCUGCAAGCUCUCAACCUGCCGAGGUGUCCUCGACUCCAAGAUGUACUGCAGGGCUUCUCCCUUAGACCAUGUUGUUAUAUUCAUAUUCAUAGUCGGCCGCUUGUUUCUUGUGAAUCGUCGAAACAAGGUUUUGUUUCGGUGAGGUUGCUGUUGGGUGGAACUUUCCCUACACAAAUUGGCAGCUUUUUCUCACAGCCAUUGAACCCAACCGUGCUUCUGUAA